AUGGAGAUCGAGAAUCUGGAUCUCGCAAUUGUCGGAGCAGGAUGGCACGGCUUGGGUAUGGCAAAGACAUACUCCGAGGCCUACCCAGAAGCGCGCAUCGCCAUCUUCGACUCUGGAAAGUCUGUUGGUGGAGUGUGGGCCAAAGAGCGCCUUUAUCCUGGAUUGAAGACCAAUAAUCUUGUUGGGUCAUACGAGUUUGGCGACUUCCCUAUGGCCCUUGACCGCUUCGGAUUACAACGUGGUCAACAUAUCCCUGGCGCGGUGGUUCAUGAGUACCUUCGACAGUUUGCAGAGGAGUUCAACUUGACAUCGCGCUUGAUAUUCAAUACCAAGGUUGUGUCCGCAGAGCUGUUGGAAGAUGGAGAGUGGGGCUUGCAGGUCUCGGAUGUGAACAACGAGUCGUCAGGAACAAUAAAAAUCAGAACAAAGAAGUUGGUUGUUGCGACUGGCCUGACCUCCAAGCCCAAUAUACCCACCUUUCCUGGCCGAGCCGAAUAUCAGGGUAAUGUGUUCCAUUCUAUCCACUUGAGAGACCGAGCAAAGGACAUUGAAGCUGCUAAAGAAGUGGUUGUACUGGGCGCAAACAAGUCAGCAUGGGACACCUGCUAUUCGGCAGCAGUAUCAGGUGCACAUGUGAAUAUGGUGGUCAGACCUGGAGGUGGAGGCCCGAGUUGGGUGUGGCCUGUCACUUUCUCCCCAUUCCAGCUGUCCAUCCAACAAAUUGCAACGACGCGCUUAUGGACGUUAUUCGAGCCCACUAUCUGGAAUGGAGAAGCUAGUGGGUUCUCAUGGGCGCGAUAUUUACUUCACAGCACGUCGCUUGGUCGGAAGUUUGUGUCUAUGUUCUGGAAAGCCCUGGAUAAGAUUGUCCAUCGUGCUAAUGGCUACGACAAUCAUCCCGAGCUACAAAAGCUGAAGCCAUGGAGCACGACUUUCUGGAUGGGUAAUUCCUUGGGCAUUCAUAACUACCAACAGAAUUGGUUCGAUCUUGUAAGGAAGGGGCGAAUCCAUAUCCACGUCGCAGACGUUACUUCUUUGUCUGGAAAAGGGGUUCACUUGUCGAACGGCGCAGUCGUCAAUGCAGACACAUUUGUCUGUUGCACUGGAUGGGAGGUUCUGCCCCCGAUCAAAUUCAUACCGGAGACUCUGACUGAUGAACUUGGGUUGCCGUCGUCCGCCAUCCAACCCAGCGAGGUUCAAGUUCAGCAUGCUCGAGCACAAAUCCUCGAGGCUGCGCCGAGUCUACGCGCUGGGCCACGAAAGGUUCUUCCAAAGUCGGCAGCGGCACCAAUUCGAGUUCAUGAACACAAAAACGGCGCAGAAUCGACGCGAUCGAAUUACCAACUGUAUCGAUUCUUGGUUCCUUCAAGCGCGAAAUUCUUCAAACACCGCAACAUUGCAUUUAUUGGUUCGCACCUCGCCCUGAAUGCGAUAACAGUGGCACAGGCACAGGCAUUGUGGAUCACCGCAUUCUUCAACGACAAGGUCGAGAGUCUCAGACAUUCGAACAUUGAUCAUGCAGAUGUCGAGUACGAAACCAUCUUGCACACCGAAUAUGCACGGCUUCGACAUCCCGGGGCAGGAAGUGGAGCAGGAGAAAGAUGUCCAGAUCUCGUUUUCGAUGGGCUGUUGUACACGGAUUCGUUACUGCGAGACUUGGGGCUUGAGGCGCAUAGGAAGAAGUCUUGGUGGAAGGAACUGGUGCAAAGAUACCUGCCUGGUGAUUAUCGAGGAUUGGUCGCAGAGUGGAAGCGCAAGAAUAUUAUUCAUUAA
Exophiala bonariae is the source of this 1773-nucleotide messenger RNA. RefSeq lists its product as uncharacterized. The coding region runs from base 1 to 1773 and encodes 590 amino acids. Lineage: Eukaryota; Fungi; Ascomycota; Eurotiomycetes; Chaetothyriales; Herpotrichiellaceae. The record is from RefSeq and is a predicted model, not a curated record. Gene Ontology annotation, molecular function: N,N-dimethylaniline monooxygenase activity; NADP binding; flavin adenine dinucleotide binding. The transcript has a single exon.